AGCUGAAACAAUGAUAUGUCAGAGAGUUUGUCUCUGUAUCUGUGAAAAAUAAUUCUGAGUGGAUCUGCAGCUUCUUGAAUGUGAUAAUUGAACGUUCUGUACUUUUUUGGGGUAAUGUCUUUUGUUUUUUUGUUUUUUUUUUUUAAGAAGACAGAUUUUAUGAUCAGGCUUCACAAGUCUUCAGUCAGGAUAUGGUCAGUCAUCUUCUUUAAAUGGAUGCCUGCUGCAUGGGCUGAGUCCUCUGAUCGUCAUCUCCGCAGUGCUUUGUGUGGCACCGCCAGCUCUUAUCCUGCUUCACUGGCUCAGCUGAGCCACUGUAUCUGAGGCAUUUCUGACAGAACAGUCUGCUGUGUGUGAGAACCUCAGUUCUGGAUCACAGAGAAGCUGCUGUAAGUGUUGCUUAAUCUGGAUGUUAUGGCAGCUGGUUUGAAUCCUCACAGUUCGCCAAGAUAAGCUGGAUUUCCAUGGUGUGGACUUGUCCCUUGAACCUGGACCCUCCCUGCUUGAAGUUUGGAACUUGCUCAUCUCCAUUUUUUUUUUUUUUUUUUUUUUUUUGAGAUUUGACUGCAAGUUGAAUUUGGAGGGUUGCUGAAUGCGCCCUGCUUCUCCAUGGCAUGCUGUUUCAGAUCUCACCGCUAUGGAAGCUGGACUCUUAACACCCCUCUUCCAGAUGAUGAAACUGAGCAGCACCACAGCACAAUGCUGGGAGAGGGGGGCAGCAUGGGGGACUCCACCCCUCCCCCAAAGCGUAAAGGCAAGUUUUCUACCCUUGGCAAGAUCUUCAAACCCUGGAAGUGGAGGAAGAAGAAAAGCAGCGAGAAGUUCAAGGAAACUUCCGAAGAACUGGAGAGAAAGAUGUCAACCAGACGAACUCGACAGGAGCUUAUCGAACAGGGUGUGCUGAAGGAGCUCUCUGACAACGAUGGAGAUACACAAAAUGUAAAACAGUGCUACGUGAAGAAUGGCCACACUCUGCCGGUUGGAGGAGGAGCAGGAGGAGUCAUUAGCAGUAGCAGGAGUCCGUGCAGCCAGGGCAAACUCCCCUCAGAGUUGGACUUUAGGAUGAAUCCCACGUGGCUCGCUCAGCCAGAUGACCGCAAGGGUCGCUCUCCAUCUGAGGGAGACCGUCGCGGAGCUUUGUGCUCCAGGGGCACAGGACUGCACGAAGAUGGAUGGAGAAGUGGAGGGAUGGGGGCACGUGGACAUGGGGAGGGCGAGUGGAAAUCUAACCUGGCCUGGCAGGGUCACAUCCAUGGCCAGAUGGAAGAGGGCAGACGAGGGGGCAGGCUUCACCCGGAGGAUGGGCAGAAGAGGCCAGGGCUGCAAAAGGCCCCGUCAGAGGACGGCAGGAGGAAUCGUCCUUCAGAAACCGACUGGAAGCCGACGCUCCCUCGACAUGCAUCUGCAGAAGAGGGAAGAGCCCGCAGAGAAUCAGACAGCCAUUUUGUUCCUGACCCAGAGGCCCUGCAAGACACCCUGCGUGAACCUCUACCACCUAAACAGUUGGUCAUGCCUCCAAAGUGGCUGAUGAGCUCCACUUCUGAACCUGGCAGUGAAGGUUCGCCUCGGACACCAUCCAACCACCCCACCAGCCAGUUCUCCUCUCCAUCAGCUGUGACAUCCAAACCCGUUAGGUCCGUGUCUUCUGCAGGUGCCAACACUCAGCAAUCUACAGUGCCCUCCCUAACCUCCACCUCUCAGACUGCCAAGCAGCCUCCUCUGCCUCCACCCAAACCUGUGAACCGGGGCAACGCAGCCAUGCUAGUCUCCGCCCUGCAGGGGGGAGAAAACGCUCAGCUUCCGCUCUACUGGUCCUGCUGGAAGCGAGAGUGCGACUAUGAUGUCUACCUAUCCCUGCCUGUCUACCUGUGCCGGCGGGCUGGAGGCCUGCGCUCAGGUGACUUCACCCAAGCCUCUGGGGGUGCCAGUCUUGUUCCAACCAAGCCCUCUCCUCCGAUGCCUCCCAAGAGGACCACCCCAGUCACCAAACGUAACACAGAGGACUCUCCUUCAAGCCACACCAUCAACCCCUCCCCUGUCUCUCUGGAGGAGCACAGCAGCCUCCCUGUGGGCUAUCAGCUACCCCCUCCUCCUCCAUCCCCACCCCUGCCAACUCACAUACCACCCUCUCCACCCCGCCAGCACAUUCACACUCACCACCUUCAUCAUCAGCACUCCUACCCCCACCCACUGCCCCAACCCAUACCAAUGCUGUUUGACCCACCAAGCCCGACAAAUGAAUCUCCCCAACGCCCAGCCCCCGUCCCACUGCACAUCAUGAUCCAGCGAGCCCUGUCCAGUCCCGGCCCGGCUCAGCCACAUCCAGACGGGUUGCAGCGCGCACACACUCUGCUUUUUGAAACUCCUCCAGAGUACCAAGGAGAUCGGGGUCGCCCUCUGCCUGUCAGCAUCCAACCACUCAAACUAUCUGAAGAUGACUACUCAGAGGAGGAAGAUGAUGAGGAAGAAGAGGAAUACGAUGGGGAGAUCCCCCAGCCAGAGCUGGAGCCCCGGAGUCGCCGGUGUCUGGUCGGUGAUGCUGUUUGUGUCAUCCCAGGGGAAAAUAGCAGCGAUGAGGAAGAGGAAGAUGAUGAGGAGUGCGAGCAUGGCAUGCAUGAAGAGGACAGUGAUUCGGAUGGUCCUGUGCUUCAUAAAGAUGAAGACUCAGAUGAAGAGGAUGAGCCCCCACCAAGUGCCCUGGCUAACAGGGUAAAGAGGAAGGACACCCUGGCUCUGAAGCUGAGCAGCCGUCCCUGUGCCCCUGACAGGGACAGAUUCACACAGGAGAGGAGCAGCAGAGACGAUCAACCUCCAGGACAGACAGGCCUCACCUGGCAAAGCAGGGAGCAGUGGGAGGCCAUUCGCACACAGAUCGGCACUGCACUCACACGGCGACUUAGCCAGAGACCCACUGCUGAGGAACUCGAGCAAAGAAACAUCCUUCAGCCCAAAAAUCAGGCUGACAGACAAGCUGAGGUUCGUGAGAUCAAGCGGCGGCUGACCAGAAAGCUGAGUCAAAGACCUACAGUUGCAGAACUACAGGCGAGAAAAAUCUUACGAUUCCACGAGUAUGUAGAGGUCACAGACGCCCAAGACUAUGACAGAAGGGCAGACAAGCCGUGGACCAAGUUGACUCCAGCUGAUAAGGCUGCCAUCAGGAAGGAGCUCAAUGAUUAUAAGAGCACUGAAAUGGAGGUCCAUGAAGAAAGCAGAAUUUACACAAGGUUUCAUCGGCCUUAGCGUGCAUACUCUCGGAUAACCAAGCACUUACAUAAUCUGUGAAAAGAAGCUGCUCUGUAUGCAGACAGAUGGCCAUUUUACGUUUCCAGAAUGUGCUGUACUGUUUUAUCAGGGAAAGCCUGGAACGGACUCGGAACAUGCUAGCCGCUUGCCCUCCAUCGCCUUCUCACUACAUUGCUUUUUCUAAAAUGAGGUGGUGGUGGGAGAGGACCGGAUGCAGUAUUUCUCCCAGACGACAGGGGGACCCACGUGCCAAUGAGGUGGAGAUGUGGCAGAGUACCUACAGUACAGGACUGGCUGUGACUGUAGAGUGGUACCCCUCAGGGACUCUGAUCUAGUUAAACCUUUAACGCGGCCUCAUUCUGUGUUGCCUUUUUUUUCCUCUUUACUGUAUAUGAAAACACUAACUCAUCUUGUUAAUGGAAUAGCAUACAAUAAAAAUGAUAAUAAUGUUGACCUAUAAUACACAGUAAUAAUAGAUAAUAGAGAAACUGCUGCACCAAGAGUGGACUGGAGAGUGAAGACUGGGAUACUCUGUUUUAGGACUGGACAUCUCUGGGAUAAUGUGUUUUAUAUUAAUUGUGUAUAAAAUGAUAUACCUUAGAAUGAGACUGGGAAAGAUCUAAUGACAAAAUAUUCUGUAUGCACAAGAUUUUAUAUUGUAAUUCUGAUCACAUGAGUAGUGACAGCUUUUAUUUGAGCCUUUUUUUAUUUGGCUUUGCCUGUAUUUGUGGUUGUGAUGUGAGGUGGCCAUUUAAGCAUCAAACUACUUACAAGGAGGGUGCAGGUCAGGAGGUUGUUGGUGUUUUCAUGUGUGCCAACAUAAAGCAAUGCUCAAAGCAUCCUAGGAUACAGAUUUCUGCAAUCCACUGCAUGAGCCGACAUGAAAUCCAGUGCCACUGGAUCCGGAGGGUCUGUCUUCUUCUAUACUUUUUUUUUUUAAUGAGUUUUUGUACUUCCCUUUAAAAGAUUGAACGUGCAAUGCACUCCGUAGCCAUUUUGGAUAAGGUCAUGCUGAUAGUUUCUAUUCUAGGAGUUACAUGUAAGUUGAUGUGAUUGUAGAUCAGGGAUUUAUAAAAAAAAAAAAAUCAGAAAAUGUAUCAACGGUCAACAGGGAGUCAUUUUGGCUGAAGCCUUAUAAAACUCCGGGAGUGUUUAUCUUGUUUUGUCUGGCCAGUAGCUUACAGGGUUCUCCAUGCUGUGUACAGGUUCAUAUAGGUUUAACUGAUGCUUAUGUAUAUCUUGUCUUCCUUUCAUUUAAAAAGAAAUGUUAAAAAUAAAGGUAUUAUAAGUU
This is a messenger RNA of Melanotaenia boesemani (Boeseman's rainbowfish), 4534 nucleotides long. It is a transcript of the gene phactr4b, whose product is annotated as phosphatase and actin regulator 4b. Gene Ontology annotation, biological process: neural crest cell migration; actin cytoskeleton organization. The transcript is spliced from 14 exons. The record is from RefSeq and is a predicted model, not a curated record. Gene Ontology annotation, molecular function: actin binding. The coding region runs from base 610 to 3240 and encodes 876 amino acids. NCBI's taxonomy places the organism in Eukaryota, Metazoa, Chordata, Actinopteri, Atheriniformes, Melanotaeniidae.